AUGGAGCUGGGCCAAACGGUCAAUGGGACCAAAGUGACGGAGUUCAUUUUGCUGGGAUUUGGAGUCGGCCAACAGGAACGGUUCCUGCUCCUCAUCUUUUUUUCCAUUCUCUACGUGGUCACAUUGGCAGAGAACCUCACUAUCAUCAUACUGGUGGUUCUGGAUACCCACUUGUCCCGGCUUCCCAUGUACAUCCUGCUGAGCAACUUUUCCUUGCUGGAGAUUGGUUACGUGAGCACCACUGUGCCCCGGAUGAUCUUUGAUCUGACAUCCCCUCAAGGCGUCAUCUCUUUCAGGGACUGUUUCCUCCAGUUCUACCUUUUAUUUUCUCUUGGUAGCUCUGAAGAUCUUUUCCUUUUAUCCAUGGCCUUCGACCGGUACCUGGCCAUCUGUCACCCACUGCGCUAUGCACAAAUGAUGUCUUCAGGUUUCUGCUUUGCUCUGGUAAUUGCUUGUUGGGCCCUGGGCUUCAUGGCCUUCAUCAUUCCAGUCACUAUGAUCUCCAAGUUGUCCUUCUGCGGCCCCAACAUCAUUGACCAUUUUUUAUGUGAUCCUGCCCCCAUCCUAUCCCUGGCUUGCCCACCCAUAGGAAGUGCUCCCUUAGUCUGUCAGUUGUUUCUUGAUAUUUUUAUUUUAACCAUUGUCUUGUUGAUUGUGCUCUCCUAUGGCACUGUGAUUCUCACCCUGAUGAAACCCUCUUUCGCGGGCAGUCGUAGGAAGGCCUUCUCCACCAUAUCCUACCAUCUAAUUGUGGUGGCACUUUUCUACGGCUCUUUAGCAGCAAUAUACAUAUGUCCCAAAGGAGAAAAUCAGGCAGAAGUCACCAAAGUUGUUACGCUCUUCUACACUUCCAUUGCUCCCUUUUUGAACCCCAUGAUUUAUUGCCUGAGGAAUGAUCAGGUGAAGGAAGCUCUGAGCAGGCUGAGGAGAAAAAAGGUGUCAUUGCUGGGGAGAAACAAUGACAAUAUAAAGGGGGGGUGA
This is a messenger RNA of Heteronotia binoei (common prickly gecko), 981 nucleotides long. Its product is annotated as olfactory receptor 11G2-like. Gene Ontology annotation, molecular function: G protein-coupled receptor activity; olfactory receptor activity. Gene Ontology annotation, cellular component: membrane. The transcript has a single exon. Gene Ontology annotation, biological process: G protein-coupled receptor signaling pathway. The record is from RefSeq and is a predicted model, not a curated record. NCBI's taxonomy places the organism in Eukaryota, Metazoa, Chordata, Lepidosauria, Squamata, Gekkonidae. The coding region runs from base 1 to 981 and encodes 326 amino acids.